CACUGAGUUCGUAAACCGUAGUUUCCAAGGUCAGCUUAUAUGAACGAGUGUGUGAGCAUGUGGACGAAAGUUCGAACUGAGACUACACACAACGGCACCACACGCGUAGUGAAGCUUGUAGUUUCCAAUACUUCGCUUUAUGCAGCAUAGCGUAGUCGUACGGCGUUUCAACGCCGUGGCAGCCUAAGCGUUGCAAUGGGUGAUUUGCCGACACCGGAUCCUGUGCAUUUCGAUGACUCGCAGCCGCUAUUAACGAAAAAGGAGAGCCAAGCUCGAGGAAGACAGCGGCUACGACCGCCGCCAGUGUCAUCUGUGAACAGAACAAGCUAUUUUUUGGACCUACCUCGGCACGCUCAGUCGGUCAGCUUUAGUGGCUCGGAAUCCUCUUUCAGAAGUCGGCACUAUAACAAGAACUCUCCCACCUCCUACUUGUACCAGUGUUUCCAAGUGGACCAGAAAUUGGGGGAAGGCUCUUUUGGAGUGGUUUACAAAGUGCGAUCCUUGGACGAUGGCCGAUGGUAUGCUGUAAAGGUGGCCAGUCGCCAGUUUCGGGGCCAUCGUGAUCGUCGGCUCAAGUUGCAGGAGGUUGCCAAGCACGAGCUGCUGCCACCUCACCCUCACUGUGUGCGCUUCAUCAAGGCGUGGGAGGAAGACCAUCGGCUGUACAUUCUGACAGAGCUGUGUGAAUGCAGCCUGGCUGCCUAUGCUGAGAAGCAUCACGAUCUGUCGGAGCAGUUUGUUUUGGAGUUGCUUGUCGACUUGCUGCUGGGUGUGAAGCACCUGCAUGACCGCCACCUGGUCCAUCUGGACAUCAAGCCUGAAAACAUCUUCAUCUCCAGAGAAGGCUACUACAAGCUCGGCGACUUUGGCCUAGUCCUUGACCUCAAGCAGGACGACUCCUCCGACCCGCUUGAGGGUGACCCAUGCUACCUAGCUCCGGAGCUGAUGGGGGGCGAUUUCACCAAGGCAGCAGACAUCUUCAGUCUUGGCAUUACAGCACUUGAGCUGGCGUGCGACCUAGAGCUACCCAGUCGAGGUGGCAACUGGCAUGCUCUGAGAUCGGGAACUCUGCCCCACUACAUUGCUCAGUGUCUCUCUCCCCAACUGCGCAAUGUAAUCCCACAAAUGAUGCACGCUGACCCAAAACGGCGGAAUCACUGCAGACCAGCUGCUAGCCCUUCCCUGAAAUCCGCAGGGUGCACUUUUGGCGACGGCUCUAUGUGACGCGAAGGAGAGCUAUCGCCUGUGUCCAGGACCUGCUGCUGCUGACCUUAUUCUGGAUGCAGUCAUUCCUUCAAUCUGCCUGGAAGGUUCCAGUAUCUUGCCUCAAAAGUUUCAUCACAUCCUCCCAUUCCAGUGCCUCCUCUUCGACGUCGGUCCUCAAAGGCUGCCACUUUUCAGAUGAUGAAACACGUGCAGACUCUUCUUUUAAUUACGCACUUGAAUGUGCACUUGAAGACCAAGACAUCUCGGGGUUACACUUCAGUGGAUUCGAAAGCAACUUGGGCCAAGGAGAGUACUCGCCUAAAAGGUCGACACCCAGGCCUCUUCGGCAUAGGAGUGACCCCCGAUUGCGCAGCACACCAACAGCCUUAUUCAUGUCUCGGCGUGCAAGGCUCCACUCUGCCAUCAAGCCAGUGCCUUUCAAUCUCAGUGCGAAUGAUGCAACGGUCAAGAAACUUUUCCCACAUGACUCUCCCUUCUUGACAGCUACUGUUGACGAUUGCUCUGGCUGUCGCGUUUGGCAGAUGAUGAAGUGAUGUCUUCAAGUGGCGACGACUCCUUGUAAAUGAUGUCCGGUGUCCUCCCGUCCUCUUGUUUCAGCUAGUCAACUCAGUAUUGCGGUUCAGUGUUGUACAUAAUGGAAUCGCAGCUGUUGUAUUAGCAGCAUUUAGAAAAUGUUUAUACAAGCUUUUCUUGUAAUUUUACUUGUUUUAUAGCUUAUUGUUGUGUUCACUUUGCCAGAAGAACACAUUUUAUAUUGCGCAUUCACGUGGCAGUAUAUUAAAACUGGCCGUUGCCAAGAUAUUAAUGUUGGAAGAGUUUUGCAUAUAUUUUUUUUCCAUGUGCCCAUUGCACUCUUUUUUGUAUUCAAGUAUUAUUGUGUUGUAGUAGUAAUUCGUGCUGUAUAUAAGCUCUGCAUGCUUUUUAUAUUUGAUGUUUAUGACUUAUCUUAAUGUUUACGACAUAUAUUUUACAUUUAUGACACUUUGCGUUUACAACAUGUUCAUUUGACAGCGGGUAAAAUUAAGUAAUUUUUAAUGUUCUUAGUUUUUUUUAUUCUUUAGGGACACAUUGUCCUUGUAAGUUUAGUUUUUAUUUAAUUUUUUUACUAUAACCGGCACAAUAAAUUUAGCAGCAUGCUAUUGUUGUAGUCAAAUGGCCGUUUGUAGUUUGUCAAAAUCUGUAGGUUAUAUUAUUAUUAUUAUUAUUAUUAUUAUUAUAUGUUUAAUGACGUGUCUUUAAUGGCAAACAGGCAUUUGACAUUGUUUCAGGAAAGUCUGAAAGUUUGUUUCUUUGAACAAUGCACUGUAAAUUUCAGUCAGUGCCUAACUGUGUCAGACGCAUUUAGUACAUUAUGUACAUAUUGCAUUGAUGCAGGAAGCAUAGUCUGAAUAAACCCAUUUUAAAUAUGGCA
Molecule: messenger RNA, 2638 nt
Organism: Rhipicephalus microplus (southern cattle tick)
Lineage: Eukaryota; Metazoa; Arthropoda; Arachnida; Ixodida; Ixodidae
Product: membrane-associated tyrosine- and threonine-specific cdc2-inhibitory kinase
Biological process (GO): negative regulation of G2/MI transition of meiotic cell cycle; meiotic cell cycle; protein phosphorylation
Cellular component (GO): cytoplasm; nucleus
Molecular function (GO): protein kinase activity; ATP binding
Source: RefSeq, a predicted model, not a curated record